Messenger RNA from Aspergillus tanneri, 570 nucleotides. RefSeq lists its product as uncharacterized. NCBI's taxonomy places the organism in Eukaryota, Fungi, Ascomycota, Eurotiomycetes, Eurotiales, Aspergillaceae. Bases 1 to 570 code for a protein of 189 amino acids. Gene Ontology annotation, biological process: chromatin remodeling. Gene Ontology annotation, cellular component: Ino80 complex. The record is from RefSeq and is a predicted model, not a curated record. The transcript has a single exon.
AUGCCUCCCCAGACUCCGGCCGAUAACGAGUCUCACCAGCGACUUCUCGACAGUCUGGACAUUGCGCAUGUUCCGCGCCCCUUCCGCAAUCCACAUUGGAAGCCUUCGCAGCGCCGCAACAAGAACGUCAAGCAACUUCUGUCGGAAAGCUCGCGAAAGGAAGCAUCGCAGAUGGCAACUCAGGCAAACUCUGGUGCAACAACCCCUCUUCCAGUUGUCUCGUCCGUCGGCACCGAUGGAACCCAGACCCCUGCGGAAGGCACCCCACGCACCUCCAACAUUGCCCAAGCUGCGCAAAAUCUCUCCUCCCUUGUGUUAGAGAAGAACGCACGAGCUAUGUUUCCAACUGGACCUACUGUAACAUACACCAACAUUGAGUCAGCACCUUCGCUACACCCGUCGCAGCAAACUCGCUAUUGCGAUAUUACAGGGUUGCCAGCCUCGUACACGGACCCAAAGACAAGACUUAGAUACCACGAUAAGGAGGUCUUUGGGGUUGUUAGGACAUUGGUACAAGGUGUGCCAGAGAGCUAUCUUGAACUCAGGGCUGCCCAUGUUGUGCUCAAAUAA